Molecule: messenger RNA, 1644 nt
Organism: Photinus pyralis (common eastern firefly)
Lineage: Eukaryota; Metazoa; Arthropoda; Insecta; Coleoptera; Lampyridae
Product: facilitated trehalose transporter Tret1-like
Exons: 6
Coding region: 37-1449 (470 amino acids)
Biological process (GO): transmembrane transport
Cellular component (GO): membrane
Molecular function (GO): transmembrane transporter activity
Source: RefSeq, a predicted model, not a curated record
UCACGCACUCCUAACCUUCUAACUUAUGUAGUAGAAAUGCUGAACGAAGAACACAUUACAAGAAAACCCAGAUACUUACAGUAUUUUGCAGCGUUUUGUGUCGGUCUGCUACAACUAUCUCAGUGUGCGAGUUUGUCAUGGGGAUCACCGACCUUAUCGCUAUUGUUAAAAUCAGAUUCGCCAAUUGGAAAACCGAUCACUAUCGACGAUGCAGCAUGGAUGUUUGCAACGAUCUACUUUGGCGUAAUCGUCGGGUGUGUUUUCCUUGUAUUACUUCUGGAAAUACUGGGACCAAAGCAGAUUCUUAUAGCAGGCGCUAUAUUAGCAAUAAUGUCCUGGAUUGUUUUAGGAAUCUCUAAGUCUUUGGAAAUGUUAGUUAUUGGACGCGUGAUUGCCGGCGUCGGUGAUGGACUUUCUUCGCCCUGCAUAAGUAUUUACAUAUGCGAAAUAGCAAGUAACGACAUUAGAGGAAGACUUGGGGCAAUACCACUGUUUGUCGGGAUUUUUGGAAAUUUGUUUCUUGCUGGCGCGGGUCGAUACUUGGAAUACACAACACUUAUAGUCAGUUGCGCAGUUUUCCCAAUAACUUUUCUGGUACUGUUCUCCUUAAUGCCGGAUUCUCCAUACUUCCUAAUGAAGAAAGGCAGAAGAUUUGCGGCGGAAAGGAAUUUAAUGCGAUUGUUAGGUGUGGAAACGGCUGGUGAAGUGGCGCCCGUACUAAGGGAGGUAGAGGAAACUGUAGAAAGGGAGAUACGCCAAUUGACGUUCAUACAAUCAUUGCUUACACCGCAAUUUCGACAGGCGCUGCUGAUAGUGUUCGUGGGUCAUAAUAUUGUAAAUUUUUGUGGACUUCCAUUCAUGAGUGCGUACCUGCAUGUCUUGGCAUCAUCAGGUAGUAUUAGCAUGUCCGAUGAACUAACAAGCUUGUUUUUUCGUAUUGUUCAAGUUCCUGCAGUUGUAUUUGGUGGUCUAUUGGUGGACAAACUUGGAAGAAAGCCAUUGCUUUGUCUGUCAUCGCAAGGGGCAAGUGUGGCUCUCUUUGGACUGGGCGCUUAUAUCUAUCUGGACGGAGUAAUGAAUUUAGAAACGGUAUCAUUUUUACCAGUAUUGUGUUUAACGAUGUACGGGUUUUUCGUUUUCUCGGGUAUACUGAUGUAUUUGCCAUAUUUUGUUGUUGGCGAGAUUUUUACUGCAAGGACGAAAAAAGUCGGCUGCCUUGUUGUAACAUGUUACUCUUCGGUCAUUGUGUUUUUUCAACUACAGAUAUCUGGAAGUAUGUAUGAAUCAUGGGGUUUGCACACGAUCUGUUGGUUAUUUGGAGGAGUUUGCUUCCUUGGAGUGCUCUUUGGUGUGUUCUUGCUACCUGAGACAAAAGGAAAAAGUUUCGCUGAAAUUCAGAGUAACCUGAGAUCUGCACAUGAAGAAAAUAAUGCUUCAAGAAUAGUUUAAUUCUAAGCUGAAGAAAAUGCAACCAAUCCGAUCAUCAACAUACGUGACACUAUAAAUAGUUUAUUAAGAAUAAUAACGGUGGAUCGUAGAAGAAUAGUAAGUAAGUAAGUAAGUAAUUUAUUGUGUUAAUACAUUUAAAAAAUGCUUACACUCGUCCGUCGAAAUCGUAUAACACAUAAAACACAUAAAAUACAU